Molecule: messenger RNA, 1866 nt
Organism: Candoia aspera
Lineage: Eukaryota; Metazoa; Chordata; Lepidosauria; Squamata; Candoiidae
Gene: UCHL5
Product: ubiquitin C-terminal hydrolase L5
Exons: 12
Coding region: 213-1238 (341 amino acids)
Biological process (GO): protein deubiquitination; ubiquitin-dependent protein catabolic process
Cellular component (GO): cytoplasm; Ino80 complex
Molecular function (GO): proteasome binding; cysteine-type deubiquitinase activity
Source: RefSeq, a predicted model, not a curated record
GUCGAGACCUAAGCCGCCGGCCGCUGAGGCUGUCGGGAAAGCGGUGGCGUGCCUUGCCUUGUCUUGCCUCCGACCGUCUGCAGGGUGGGCGAAGGGCGCGCGGUUAGCGCAGAGGGGCGGCGCGUGAGCGAAGCGAGGGAGAUCACCGGAUCCCUUUGCGAAGUCGGGCGGAUCGAGAGGGAGCAGGACGGUGCGGCGGCUUGUUGGACGUCAUGGCGGGCGGGGGCAGUGCUGGCGAGUGGUGCCUCAUGGAGAGCGAUCCAGGCGUCUUCACGGAGCUCAUCAAGGGGUUCGGUUGCAGAGGAGCACAGGUUGAGGAAAUAUGGAGUUUGGAGCCUGAGAACUUUGAAAAAUUAAAGCCAGUUCAUGGACUAAUUUUUUUGUUCAAAUGGCAACCAGGUGAAGAACCAGCUGGUUCUGUUGUUCAGGAUUCUAGAUUAGAUACAUUAUUUUUUGCUAAACAGGUAAUAAAUAAUGCUUGUGCAACUCAAGCCAUAGUAAGCGUGUUGUUGAACUGUACCCAUCAAGAUAUCCAUUUAGGAGAAACGCUGUCUGAGUUCAAAGAAUUCUCUCAAAGCUUUGACGCAGCAAUGAAAGGCUUAGCAUUAAGUAACUCAGAAGUGAUACGGCAGGUUCAUAACAGUUUUGCUAGACAACAGAUGUUUGAAUUUGAUGCAAAGUCAACAGCAAAAGAAGAAGAUGCCUUUCACUUUGUCAGCUAUGUUCCUGUAAAUGGUCGAUUAUAUGAAUUGGAUGGUCUGAGGGAAGGUCCAAUAGAUUUAGGAGUGUGCAAUCAAGAUGACUGGAUCAAUGCUGUAAGGCCUGUCAUAGAAAAACGGAUACAAAAAUAUAGUGAAGGUGAAAUAAGGUUUAACCUGAUGGCAAUUGUAUCUGAUAGAAAAAUGAUAUACGAACAGAAAAUAGCAGAACUGCAAAGACAGCUGGCUGAGGAAGAGCCAAUGGAUACAGACCAGAGUAGUAAUAUACUAAGUUCCAUUCAAUCUGAAGUUGCAAAGUAUCAGAUGUUAAUUGAUGAAGAGAACCAAAAAUUGAAAAGGUACAAGGGAGCAGUGCAACCUGAUCCCUGCAACAAGAUUGAAAACAUUAGAAGAAAACACAACUACCUGCCAUUUAUCAUGGAAUUGCUGAAAACGUUAGCAGAACAUCAACAGUUGAUUCCACUAGUAGAAAAGGCAAAAGAAAAACAGAAUGCUAAGAAAGCUCAAGAGGCCAAAUGAAGACCAAUGUCAAGGGUGGCUGUCUGGAGAGGAAAAUGUGCUUCUGAAUGUCUUUGUAACCUUGCAAGACUUGUACAGUUUAAAUUUGUCCAGCACACAUUUGCAAAUUUGUAACAGUUUGUCCUAUCUCAUUUGCACGAGGUCUACAAAUCUUCCCCUUUUCCCUGUUGCUAUCAUGUGCAUGAACUACCACUCAGUAAUGGUUUUAGAAUCUCUGUCCAAUUCCACUGAUUUCUGACUUGAUUCUUCAUAUUUAAUCAGGAAAUGCUGCUGAAAUUUGUAUAGACCCAAAUUGGUGCAAGUAAUGUAGAACUUUUUACUGUAAUGAACAUAUUUAAAAUAUCUUGUCUCUUAAUGAAGCUGUGGAUAUAUAGUUAUGUGAAGAGAGCUUAACUUAUUUUUACAAAUAAGUUGGUCUAUCUUUGCUUGCCACCACUACCUAUCUUGGUCUUGGAAUUGUUCAGUGACUUGCCCUGAGUUGUUUUUAUGGAGUUAUGUCUACAUUUUCUACACAACUGAAAGUAAAAAUUUAACAGUGGGAUGAUUGACAAAGACCAAUGCAUAAGCAUAAGAGUUUAUUGCUUUAGUACAAAAAAAUAAUAAAUAUUCCCAUUUUUAUUUUGGCAAA